Messenger RNA from Purpureocillium lilacinum, 1920 nucleotides. RefSeq lists its product as uncharacterized. The record is from RefSeq and is a predicted model, not a curated record. Lineage: Eukaryota; Fungi; Ascomycota; Sordariomycetes; Hypocreales; Ophiocordycipitaceae.
AUGGCACCUGCUAUGACGCCUUUCGCGGCGGCCCAGCGGCCCAUCCGCAUCGCCAACUGCUCUGGCGCCGUCACUGACCCCGGUGUACACAUGUACAACCAGGCCGCGUACGGACCUGUCGAUGUCAUCACCGGUGACUACCUCGCGGAGGCUACCCUCGCUAGCGAUGCCCUCAAGAUGCACGACGCCGCUGAGCCCGGCUGGGUGCCCACCGCCCUGGCGGGCAUCCAAAUGUCCCUCGACCUGGUCGCUGAGAAGCGUAUCAAGGUCAUUGUCAAUGGCGGCUCCCUCAACCCCGCCGGCCUGGCGGACAAGGUCCGCGACAUGAUCACCGACAAGGGCCUCGCCCUCCGCGUCGCUUAUGUGGACGGCGAUAAUCUCAUGCCCAAGAUUGGCGCACUCCUUGGCGCGCAAAAGGAUGGCAAGCCGUCGUCUGCGCUGCGGCAUCUCGACGCGGACAACCCCCAGGUGACACUCGCCGACGACGCGCUCGCCUUCCUCUCCGACCCGGAGGGCAUGCCCGUCGUCGCCGCCAACGCCUAUCUGGGCUACCGUGCCGUCAAGUGCGCCCUGGAUGAGGGCGCCGACAUCGUCAUCUGUGGCCGUGUCGCCGACGCCUCGCCCGUCAUCGCCGCCGCCGCGUGGUGGUAUGGCUGGGCGCCCGACCGUCUUGACGAGCUCGCCGGUGCGCUCAUCGCAGGCCACCUCAUCGAGUGCUCGACCUACGUCACGGGCGCCAACUUUGCUGGCGCGGACCGCCACCCCGUCGACGCCUUUGUCGAUCUGGGCUUGCCAAUCGCGGAGGUCGGCCCCGACGGCACAUGCGUCGUCACAAAGCAUGAUCGCCUCGGCGGCUUCGUCACCGAGGACACUGUGCGCUGCCAGCUGCUGUAUGAGCUGCAGGGAAACAUAUACCUCAACAGCGACGUCAAGGCCGACAUUUCGGGUAUUCGUGUCGAGGCUGAGCCGGGGUCAUCGCGAAACCGCGUCCGUGUCUGGGGCGUCCGCGGCCAUCCUCCGCCGCCGACGACCAAGCUUGCCGUCUUCUACCGCGCCGGCUGGCAGCUCGAGAUUCUCAUUAACGCGACGGGUCUCGCCACAAAGCACAAGUGGGAUGUCCAGGAGGCCCAGGUGCGCCAUCGGCUGGCCGAAUGGGGUGCCCUCGAUGCCCUCGACGUGCUCGACUUUCAGCGCGUCGGCACGUCCGCCGAGAACCCGAGCUCCCAGCUGUCGGCGACCACGUACAUGCGCAUCUUUGCCCAGGCGCGGGACAAGGCAGCGGUGAGCGCCGUGGCUGGCGCGUGGAACUUUUGCUUCAUGGCUCACUUUCCGGGCAUGCACUGCUCGCUCGACUUCCGCACAGUCCAACCCCGGCCGUUCCUGGGCUACUACCCGGCGGUGGUACCGCAGACGGAGCUCGACGAGGCCGUCACCCUGCUGCCCAGCCCGCGGGACAAGUCGCCGCCACGCCGGAUCGCCAUCCCCGCGCCGGCCGUCACCGAACCGCUCGCCCCGCGCGAGAGCUACGACGCGACGGACCCCGCGCCCCUGACGUCCUUUGGGCCCAAGACGAUGCGGCCCCUCGGCGACGUGGUGCUCGGCCGCUCCGGCGACAAGGGCGGCAACGUGAACCUAGGCCUGUUUGUGCAUACCCCCGAGCGCUGGGCCUGGCUGCGCAGCUUCAUGACGCGCGACCGCCUGCGCGAGCUGAUGCGCGAAGACUGGAAGCCGUGGUACCACGUCGAGCGCGUUGAGAUGCCGGGCAUAUUCGCUGUGCACUUUGUCGUGUAUGGCCCGCUGGGGCGGGGGGUGAGCAGCUCCAAGCUGCUCGACAGCUUGGGCAAGGGGUUUGCCGAGUAUAUACGCGCCGUGUGGGUGCCUGUGCCGUCGCGGUUCUUGCAUGAGGCGUCGAAGCUGUGA